AGCGGGAGACGGCGGUCCCGCCCCCCUGACAGCGCCUCGAGCCGCCGCCGCGAGAGCAUCCUCCGCCCAGAGCCGCUCCCGCCGCCACAGCCGCCCCCCAGCCGCCGCCGCCGCCGCCGCCUCCGCCGAGGGAAGGGAAGCGUAUCGUAUGUCCGCUAUCCAGAACCUCCAGCCCUUCGACCCCUUUGCGGAUGCAAGUAAGGGUGAUGACCUGCUCCCGGCCGGCACUGAGGACUACAUCCAUAUAAGGAUCCAGCAGCGCAACGGCAGGAAGACCCUCACCACAGUCCAGGGCAUCGCGGAUGACUACGAUAAAAAGAAACUGGUGAAGGCCUUCAAGAAGAAAUUUGCCUGCAAUGGAACUGUAAUUGAGCACCCCGAGUAUGGAGAAGUGAUUCAGUUGCAGGGUGACCAGCGCAAGAACAUCUGCCAGUUCCUCGUGGAGAUUGGACUGGCUAAAGACGACCAGCUGAAAGUCCACGGGUUUUAAGUGCCCGUGGGCCUCUGGAGCUUUAUGCAAGAAGAUUUCCUUACCAUGAAAUUCCCACCUGUCCCUUGUCAUAAGUUUAAAAGCAGCCGGUUUGUGUAAUGUAACGAUCUUGGGUCCACUGUUGAGUCUGGACUGGUGUAACUGGUGAUGUAAUAAACUGACACGAGCCCAUGCUA
This is a messenger RNA of Chiroxiphia lanceolata (lance-tailed manakin), 666 nucleotides long. It is a transcript of the gene EIF1, whose product is annotated as eukaryotic translation initiation factor 1. The coding region runs from base 149 to 490 and encodes 113 amino acids. Gene Ontology annotation, biological process: translational initiation. Gene Ontology annotation, molecular function: RNA binding; translation initiation factor activity; ribosomal small subunit binding. Gene Ontology annotation, cellular component: eukaryotic 43S preinitiation complex. The transcript has 4 exons. The record is from RefSeq and is a predicted model, not a curated record. NCBI's taxonomy places the organism in Eukaryota, Metazoa, Chordata, Aves, Passeriformes, Pipridae.